UGAGAACCGUAUGUCUACCGGUUACUACACAAGAACAAAACUACCAAUUUUGGGUUUAUUUUAAUGCAAUUGAGUUAGUUCAAAAACUAGAAAGAAAAGAAAGUAGAAAGUACUAUACUUUCACUUCGAAAUGGUGGAAGUGUCGGUCAAGUACCAGCAUUAGUCUAUAAAAAAAAUUUUAGCCAACUUUUCGACUUCAAACGCGUCUAAAAGACAUUUAUACAAUUGUUUUUGUUAUAUUGAGAGGAUUUCUAUAAUAUCCGUGCUCAUAUGAGGAUGCAUCCUUAUUUACAGUCUAUUCGAAUCAUAUGUAGAAUUGGCGUUAGGAAUUUCUGAUAUUCUUAUUAAAUUAAAGAUUGUCGUUUUCUUAUUGUUUCGCGUUUUAUGCAAUCUUAAAUAACGCUUUUAUUAUUACCUACUCUCUUUAAAUUUUGGAAGCAUUCCCUUAAAUAGACGAAAAGGAUGAAGCGCUAUCUUCAGGAGGCAUUUGGAAAUGAACUUCCAAGUGAUGAAUAUCCGACUAAUGAAAAUCGGUAUCCUCCUAAAAAUGUCAUUAAUUUGUCAAGUGAUCAUCCGACAAAGCAAUUCAAAGUCAAUUCAACCGAAAGCUCAAUGUACUUGUUGGGUUUUAAACAUAUACUUUCUACAGUUCUUAGUCACGAGUCUCACCUCUUAACGCAAGAAGAGUUAGUCGUUUUGGAUAAAUUCAAAAUCCUAGCUUGCGACGAACAAUACCUUUUUGUUCGUCUUUUCAUGAGAAAGCGCGACAAGUGGUUUCGAGUCACACAGCUAAAUUAUCAAAAUUGCCAAAGCAUAACAGAAGCUAGUGCAAACCUUACGAAACUAGGGUUUUUUGUUGAUGAAAAUUCAAUAAGCAUUGAGGAAUUAUUAGAUACUAUGACUUUAGAAGAGCUGCGUACGGUUGCUCGUUUCAGUAAAAUAAACGGGAAAUCGAGGAAAGAGAUAAUUCACUCAGUUAUCUGUUUAUCAAGAAAUCAGUCCGUCCUUCAUACCGAUGGUCAGUUACUUCUUUCAUUUAAUGGAAUAGGAAACUUGAAUAAUCAGACAAAGCAACUUAAACAGCAGCUUUUAUAUCACAGCGGAUCAUGUGUAAAACCAGAAAGAAGUGUCGUUGAGCUUUUUCAUCGAAUCCAUGCUGUGUACUUUCGUUCUACAAUUUAUGAUGAGCAUUCUCUAACUUCUUUGAUCCUAGUUCGCAUAAAGAAAACAGUAUAUCCAGGUUAUCAAAUAUCUCGAACCUCAAACGUAUUCGAAUCUAGGACAAUAUUAAUAGAAUACGUUGAUGCGUUAGAGCUUUGUAAGAAACUUUUGCCAUUAUUUGAAGGACCUAGUUUGUCAAACAAGGAAGCUCUUGGAACUGCCCUUGAUCUUUUUUUUAAUAUCUAUCCAAAAUGGUUGUCAUACAUCCAUCAGGAUAUGCUAAAGUUUGCGACUGAUUUUGAGGAAGAUAAGCAGCGUUUGUACAGUUUUAUAUUUUCUUAUCGCCCAGGGGCCGUUUAUACUUAUUUGAUUCAUAAAGGUACGAAUGUUUUGGGAAAGCUACGACUAGUUGAACUUGAAAUCGAAGUUCUUGAUACUCUACUUGCUCAAAAUUUAUACUUGAUUGGUAAACGGGGAUUUUGGUAUAAUAGAAAAGCGCUUUUGGAAGGGAACUACAAAACUACGGACGUUAGUGUGUUACAAAAUUGGCAACGUCGAGGACUAUGUACAUGUACGCACGGUAUCGAGGACAAAAAUACACAUAUGAAAUACCAAUUUGUCCUUCAAAGAAGACUUUCGCGACUCGAAAAGGUCUUAUUGAUACCUGAGAAGGACAGGCGUGAUUUUUCAUAUAACUUUCAAAAUAAACCCUCAAGUAUUACAAUCUUUGGAAAAAGAGUGGAUCCUAAGGAUAAAAGUCAACCAAGAACACUUUGGCUUACUUCGAAAGGUGAUGUAUUAACAGUUGAAAAGUUUGCUGUUGAGUACUAUGCAUCUUUUGGUUGGUCUGCUAUUCAUUCUGAGGGUGGAAUUUUCUUAACUUUAUUUGCUUUGGUUUUUUGGGAUAUUUUGUUUAUGGACAUCCCAGGUGUUUUCCAAUCCGCGUUUCAGUCAGCACCUUUAGAUUUAUCAACGGAUUUAUUUUUUUCGGCACGAGAAUACGCAAUUCGUGGAAGACUUGCAGAAGUCGAAAACGGCUGCACGGAAAAGUAUGUCAAAAUGGUUUAUACCCGUGAAUCAAAAAGUCAGCCAGUAUGCAUCGGGCUUCAAUGGUCUUAUUCACUCGAGACGCUGCUCUCAGUAAUUUAUUGUAUUCAUGGUAAAGCUUUAGCUUCUAUAUUUCAUGCCAUGGCCCAAGAUUAUAAGAAUGCUUCUAGUGGUAUGCCGGAUUUAUGCCUUUGGAAUACUAGUACAAAGAAUUUUCUACUUUCGGAAGUGAAGAGUGAUAAUGACAAACUGUCCGAACCCCAAAAAUUCUGGAUAGAUUUAUUGCUAAGUGCAAACUUAUCUGUUGAAGUAUGCCAUGUGCUCAUGGAUGCUGAUAAAGCUUCUUUAUAAUCAUAGUCAUGUUAAGGUUUUGGUCAAAGGGAUUAGACAGGACUAGAUGGAAUAUUAUUCUUAUACUUCGUAAUGAUAGACCUGACCUUUAUUUCGCUCGAAAUUCGUAUUUAAAAAGGAAGAAAUUAUCAGGAAGUGUGCCAAUGUUUGGUAUUUAUUUAUUUACCUCCUAAGGUUUUUAUUUCAGUAUGCUAGGUAGUGGAUCCUUUCAUGUUAUGUUUCCUACAUAACUCUCAGCAACAUUGACGAUUUUAUGAUGAGACGCUUUAUUUCCUCUCUUGCUUUUCAACUGAUUUUUAUAAGUUCAAAAAUCAGUACGUAGAAUACUGCAUCUUUUCAAACCGUUCCUAGACUUUGAUAAAGUGUCUUGCCCAUUAAGGAAAAUUCUCUGAUCACAUACAUCAGAUGUCUAUUCUUCAACUUCAGUCCCCUUUCACUGUGCGAUAUCAAAUAUUAGCAUCUUGGCUUGUUCAAUGAAAUCAGCCUUUUUCAUCUUCAUAACUUUGAUUUCAUUGAUUUUCAAUCCUUAUACUUUAAACCUCCUCAGCGCAAGAUGCUAGUUCAAAUCAUGUACAGCCUAAUGAAACAAACUUGAAAUUUACGUUGUCAAAGAUCUUAUUGUUAGAAAGAAUUACUUCCCUAUUUAUAAUAUUCUAUACUUUUUCUGUGCACGCGAAAAUAUU
This is a messenger RNA of Schizosaccharomyces cryophilus OY26, 3242 nucleotides long. RefSeq names its product VRR-NUC nuclease associated domain-containing protein. Gene Ontology annotation, cellular component: nucleus. The coding region runs from base 463 to 2559 and encodes 698 amino acids. NCBI's taxonomy places the organism in Eukaryota, Fungi, Ascomycota, Schizosaccharomycetes, Schizosaccharomycetales, Schizosaccharomycetaceae. The record is from RefSeq and is a predicted model, not a curated record. The transcript has a single exon. Gene Ontology annotation, biological process: interstrand cross-link repair. Gene Ontology annotation, molecular function: flap-structured DNA binding; 5'-flap endonuclease activity; 5'-3' exonuclease activity.